AGGGAGACACCAUGGCAAACAACAAGCAAGUGAGAACGAAGGCGAGGGUCGGGCAAUCAAACUUGCGGUCGUUGCUCAGCGCUGGAAUGGUCAUGCUUGUUCUCAAGAUAGUUCUGUAUGCUUCUGCCCCACCGCCUGUUGAGGCGUACAACAUCUGUACUUGUCAGUGCUGCUAUAGCGGAAUAUGUAUUGAUAGACCGAACAGCGAGGAAUGGAAUGGAACCUUUCGCGUGCCUGGUUGCUCGUUUUGUACCAAGUCACUUUGCUUUGAACACAUCAAGAAGCCUAUCGGCUCUUGCGAUGAGGUCUCGGCGACGUGCGUGGACUACGACACCUACUGGCGGCUCACUGUGAUCCUGCUGAUUCUCUUCCUCCUCGCCUCUCUCCUCGUCAUCGGGUGCCUCCGAGAUGUCCCAGUGGUCAAGAAAGUCUUCAAGCUCGGCGAACCUGGAGGAAAGUGAGCGAAGCUGCAGGAAGGAAGGCAGAAUCUGACUGACGGUGGUGGUGGGGAUCGAGGGUUUUCUCUUCAGCGCCGUCUUGUUAUUCUUUUGCUGUGUGUUAUUCUAGAUAGACUGAGAGGGACGUGCGAACUAUUCGUGCCCGUUGGCUCGACUCAUUCCAUGGGUGAAACUUGAAAUCGAAUGAGUAAUAAAUGAGACUGAAGGC
Molecule: messenger RNA, 666 nt
Organism: Guillardia theta CCMP2712
Lineage: Eukaryota; Cryptophyceae; Pyrenomonadales; Geminigeraceae
Exons: 4
Coding region: 12-461 (149 amino acids)
Source: RefSeq, a predicted model, not a curated record